Molecule: messenger RNA, 3850 nt
Organism: Cololabis saira (Pacific saury)
Lineage: Eukaryota; Metazoa; Chordata; Actinopteri; Beloniformes; Belonidae
Product: Golgi-associated kinase 1A-like
Exons: 6
Coding region: 12-1979 (655 amino acids)
Cellular component (GO): Golgi apparatus
Source: RefSeq, a predicted model, not a curated record
GGACACCCAGCAUGGCCUGGCGAGUGAGGUCGAAACUCUGCUAUGGUCAAAAAUGGAUUCUCCUUUUCUCCCCCGUCUUCCUCCUUAUCCUCAUCGUCUCUGUCAUGGUGAUCCCCCUGCCUCCGCCUCUGCCAUGUCCUGACGCCAAGUGGCGGCUGUCGCGGGCCCUGAGCUCCAUGAGGGAGUUGGGACUUAGGCCCGGGAUUGCAGACCCCCCUCCAGCCCCCGCCCUCCAGCAGCGUUCCUCGCGGAGGAGCAAGAAUCCAGUGGCACAGAAACAGAGUGUUGCCAGCGAUGACAAUCACAGGAACAAAGCAAAACUCUAUGCAGACAUCCAGAGAAGUAGAUACAGAAACAGAGGCAGUGCUUCCAAGAGGAAAGACCCGACGGACGGCGUCCAGUCAACCAGACGAAGUCAACAACCUCCACUCUCAGAGUUUACAGUCAACAACGCUGAGAUCAGGCAUCGAAUUAGGCCAAGCAGCCGCAGUUCUGUGGGGAAGCGCACUGCAGAGGCAUAUACUUAUCUUGAGAGGAGGCCGACCACAGUAGCACUUAACUCUUCCCGAGCAGAUAGCGCGAUGAGCGUGGGAGACAGACGGGCAGACACGUGGACGUACGAGAGCCCCCGCAGGAAUGCAGACAGGCAAACACAUGACAGCCAUGCGAGCGUGAAGCCACAGCAACAUCGAGCUUCGGAAAAAAAACACAGACAGGCAGCAAAGCACUCUUUGGGGAAAUCUGACAAUGGGGUGAAGGAGCAACUUCCUGUGAAAAGGCCGUCCAGGGAUCACAAAGCAUCCCAUCAUCCUACAGAAGAGGUGAAGACGAUGUCCAGGUCAGAGGACCACAGAGAGGCCUCCUCCGAGCUGGGCGCCGCUGCAAGGGACCAAGGGGACUGGUGUCAGAGCUUCGGAGAGGAGGACUGGUCGGACGGUCAGGGGAGGGUCAGAUCCAGCAGAGAUCUGCAGCCCCUGCCCUGGCUGAGCCAGGAUGACCUGAAGAAGAUGGAGCUCCUCUCCGAGGGCCAGGUUGUUAGUAAAGCCCGGGUACCGGCGCACGGACAGGUUCUCCAAGUGGUGCUAGAUCCUCCCGCUCACCACCAGAAGCCGCCACCCAGGAGCAACUCCCGGCAGCGCAGCGCUGGACGCGGCGGCCCUGCGUCCUCCCACGGCGAGCGUUGCCAGCAGGGCCGCUGCGCGCUGAUCAAGCGGCCCGAAGACUGGUACGAGGUGUUCGCCUUCCACCUGGACCGGGUCCUGGGACUGAACCGAAGUCUCCCCGUGGUUCUGAGGACGUUUCACAGCGACAUCCUGCCCUACCGGUACACCAGCGGCCCCCCGAGACCCGCCGUGUGGUGGGACCCCGACAUCCAGCACGUAGCCGACGCAGACAACGACCAGAACUCGGUGCCGCUCAGCUGGGUCCAGUAUCAGCAGAUGCUCCAGGCCCGGUGUGGCAGGGAGACGGAUCUGCUCUCACAGCCCUGCAGGGGAAUCCAGCACUCAGAGUGGGGGAGACUCGCGCUGCUUGACUUCUUAUUACAAGUAAACGACCGCCUGGACAGGUGCUGCUGUGGGUUUACACCUGACCCUGCAGACCUGUGUGUGGAGAAUCUGCUGCACGCCAAGUGUGGCAACAGCAAGGAUCUCCUACUCGUUCACAUCCUGGUGAGGAGGGCCGACCCCUCCAGACUGGUGUUCAUAGACAACGCGGGCCGACCCCAGCAGACUCCAGACAACCUGAACUUCAGGCUGGUGCAGGGCAUCCACCAGUUUCCAGAGAAAGCUGUGUCUGUGCUUCGCUCCGGCUGCCUGGAAAGUCUUCUGCUGCGCUCCCUGCACACGGACCGGGAGUUCUGGGACAGCCGUGGGGGGGCGGCCGGGCUCAGGCCCCUCAUCCACGUGGUGGAGCAGAGGGGGAGCAUCCUGCUCCAACACAUCACAGACCGGAACCUGGGGCUCAAAAGGGACCCGUGACUCCGCUUGGCAGGCCAAACUGGAGCUCAGAAUAAAUGUUGCAGCUUGAUAAGACGACAUUUCCUCGGCACCUCAGAGCAAUCAAAGAUGGAACGCUCUGGAGAAAAACGGCCUCCCAAAGUCAUCAAGCUUGCAGACAUGAAAUGAUGCUGGAAUAUUGCAUCUAACUGCAGUGACAGAGUCUUUAUAUGUGCAAUCAAAUGGUGUCAAAUGUGAUUUAUCUUUUACAUAGAGAAAAUGUGCACACACACAUAUAUAUAGUUAUACCAAGGUCUGUGUGAAUACUGGAUUCUGAUUGGCUGGCAGGUGUAGGUUAAAAGUGAUAAUCUACACCUAGAAAACAAGUUUGGUCAAAUUGCCUGAUAACUUUAAUAUCAUUGCGCCGGAUCAACUGCCAGGUGGUAACCACGGCAACAGAGAUUCAGAGGACGGCGCAGGACGGCGACAUGAGUGAUUUUGUCAUUUAUUAUAAUUUAUUUGGUGAAUUUAAUUGCAUAAGGACCUUGAAACUAUUUUCAGAGUUAUGGCUUGUCAAAAAACUUGUAACUUACCAGGUUCCAACGGCUGCAGACGAGAGAUUAAAUAGUCAGCUCAGCCGCUCAGCUGUGGCUUGUUAUAAAACUAAUGAUUUACACUGAAAACACAUUAAAGCAUGAAUAACUGAUUUAAUAUUUAUGUUUUUUGGUAAGUGACCGUGGUAUAAACAGGAUAAUGCCUUCCAGGUGAACAUUAACAUAAAUAUAUGGACUUGGCCCCCGCGUCGUCCAUAUAUUUAUGUUAAUGGCCACCUCGUCGGGCAUUAUCCCUUACUUAUAUACAGGAUAUAUGUAAAGUGUAUAUCACUGCCAUCGGAAUAAAUCAUCACAAAUGUUCAAGCAAUUGUACAAAAGCACAAUGUAAACAGCUUUCUGCAAUGCAGAGUCAUCCAGACAUGAGAUGGUUAAUGUAAAAGCUUUCUGAGGUAAUUACUGAGCUUUGCAGAUCAAUGAGCUUAAGCUUAACUCUACACUCACAUUUGCUAAACCAACGGGCAACGAACAGACAGGAUCUUAACCAAAAGGAGGACGUAAUCAAUCAACCUGAUCAGGUUGUAAUCAAUCAGCUGCUGCAGGAGGAAGCUGAUGUUCUUCAUAGCACAUGGUCAUCGUUUGUCAUUGAGUAUGUUUUGGGCUGUUUUGCAUAUCCUGCAGAGCUUUGGGGCUGGUAGAUAGCAGCCCUGUUUGUGCAGUUUAGACCCUUCACCAGUCUGUGUGCUCUAUUUCCUCUGUUUACAUAGACUUUCAGUUGAUAUAUGGCUUAAACUAAUAAACUGUGGGCGCGCUGGGAUAGUACUGAUGAAAAAAUUAAAUGAUGUAGCGUUUAAAUGAUGCGAGGUGGCCGCCGAGCCGCUCUCCAGCCCGUGGCCUGAAAAGCAAACGCUUUAAAAGCCUUUACAUUAACGGGCCGUAAUUGAAGAUGUCAUUAGUAAAUCUGAGUAGUUAUAAUUUCCUUUCAGCUGGUCAGAGGUCUACUGAUUAAAUAUAGUUUAUAAGUAGAUGACGUACAAAUGAGUUAAAACUGUAAACCCUUUAAAAACUCUUUCAUUACCAGGACAUAUACAGGGGAUAUUUUUUGAAAGAGAGGGAGCUACAACCUCAGGGCUCAGUUUAAUUUAAAAGUUCUCAACAGACACACAAACACUGAAGAGUUUAUGUAUGUCGACCUGCGGAGUGAAAUUGUGGAACAGCCUGAACAUGGAGAUAAAGAAAGUUUAAAAAAAGAUACAAAGAAACAUUCUAUUCAAAAUACAGAUGUGAAUAAACAUGUAGAUAUGUACAUUUAUUAAUAUAUGUAGAUAUAUAGAUUUAUAUUAUGGAUAUAAAUAUGUUAUA